Molecule: messenger RNA, 2352 nt
Organism: Morus notabilis
Lineage: Eukaryota; Viridiplantae; Streptophyta; Magnoliopsida; Rosales; Moraceae
Product: CTP synthase
Exons: 22
Coding region: 231-1916 (561 amino acids)
Biological process (GO): pyrimidine nucleobase biosynthetic process; CTP biosynthetic process
Molecular function (GO): identical protein binding; CTP synthase activity
Source: RefSeq, a predicted model, not a curated record
UCUUUUGAAAAAUAUGCAGAUUUUUUCUUACUCAAAAUAUAAGCAAAAGGUACUAUCAUACGUAUCCCUGAAUAGAAACUAGGGAGACAGUAGUGUUUAAUUGGAAAGCAGUGCCGUCUCUUUCCUUCUUCGGUUUGCGCUGCCAUUUAACCGCAAUAAUAUAUACUGCGUGUCCUUGAAGUUUUCCCGCUCAGGCAUUAACACAAACAUUUGGCGUACAAUCGGCGAUAAUGAAGUACGUCGUGGUCACCGGAGGCGUGGUCAGCGGCCUCGGCAAAGGCGUCACCGCCAGCAGUAUCGGCGUCGUCCUCAAGGCCUGCGGCCUCCGCGUCACCUCCAUCAAAAUCGAUCCUUACUUGAAUACAGAUGCUGGAACCAUGUCUCCAUUUGAGCACGGGGAGGUUUUUGUUCUUGAUGAUGGUGGAGAGGUUGAUUUGGACCUGGGCAACUAUGAGCGUUUCUUAGAUGUGACACUCACAAGAGAUAAUAACAUUACCACUGGGAAGAUAUAUCAGUCUGUUCUCGAGAAGGAGCGUAAAGGUGAUUAUCUUGGAAAGACGGUCCAGGUGGUUCCUCACAUCACUGAUGCCAUUAGAAAUUGGAUAGAAUCAGUUUCUGCAAUUCCUGUAGAUGGAAAAGUGGGAACGGCGGAUGUUUGUGUGAUAGAAUUGGGCGGGACUGUUGGUGACAUUGAGUCAAUGCCGUUCAUAGAGGCUCUACGGCAAUUGUCCUUUUCUGUUGGUCCGGAUAACUUCUGUCUCAUUCAUGUCAGCCUAAUACCGGUACUCAGUGUCGUUGGAGAGCAAAAAACAAAGCCUACACAGCACAGUGUACGGGAGCUGAGAGCAUUAGGCUUAACUCCCCAUUUUUUAGCAUGCCGUUCUUCUCAGCCUUUACUGGAGCCUACGAAGGAGAAACUGUCUCAAUUUUGUCACGUUCCAGCUGGUAAUAUUCUCAAUAUCCAUGAUGUUCCAAACAUUUGGCACAUUCCUCUCUUACUUAGGAACCAAAAUGCCCAUAAUUCAAUUCUCAAGCAACUGAACUUACUCGACAUUGCUUCACCACCUGAUUUACGAGACUGGACAAACAUGGCUGAGACUUAUGAUAAUCUUACAAAUUCGGUCAGGAUUGCACUGGUCGGAAAGUAUGUCGGUCUUACGGACUCAUACCUGUCUGUUAUGAAGGCUCUUCUUCACGCUUGCAUUGCGUGUUCUCUAAAGCCAUCAAUAGGCUGGAUUGCAGCUUCUGACCUGGAAGAGGAUAGUGCAAAACUGACACCAGAAGCGCAUGCCGCUGCAUGGGAAACCCUGAGGAAUGCAGCAUGUGUCUUGGUUCCCGGUGGAUUUGGAGAUCGUGGAGUGAGAGGAAUGAUGUUGGCUGCAAAGUAUGCCAGAGAGAACAAGAUUCCUUAUCUUGGAAUUUGCUUGGGCAUGCAGAUUUCCGUGAUUGAGUUUGCUAGAUCUGUAUUGGGUAUGGAAAGGGCAAAUAGCGAAGAGUUUGAUGAUCCAGAUGCACCAGAUCGAUCCAACCAUGUGGUGGUUUUCAUGCCUGAGGGUUCCAAAACGCACAUGGGAAACACAAUGCGACUGGGAACUCGAAGAACGUUAUUCCAGACGCCUGACUGUAUUACCUCAAAGCUGUACCAUAACACGGAGUAUGUGGAUGAACGACAUCGUCACAGAUACGAGGUAAAUCCGGACGUUAUUGGAAGUCUUGAAGAACAUGGUCUAAAAUUUGUUGGAAAGGAUGAGAGUGGGAAACGGAUGGAGAUUUUGGAGAUUCCGAAUCAUCCAUUCUACGUAGGAGUUCAAUUUCAUCCAGAAUUCAAGUCACGGCCUCGGAGGCCCUCACCUCUGUUUUUAGGUCUUAUAUUGGCAGCAACAAGGCAGUUGGAAACAUAUCUCAAAAGGGCAUGAAAAGGGACGUUUAUAGAACCUUCUGUCUUUAACCUUAGUCCUUAACGAACAUUCUCUCAAUAGAUGAGGGGAGGCUGACGCUUUAAUGGCAGACGAAAUUCAUGGUGCUCACAAAGUGGACACCUAAUAUGGAGCUUGUUUAUUGUUGCUGACUUCAAUUUUUCUUGCCCGUUUGGUUUGAAGCUUUAAUGUGAUUUAAUCAGUCGUCUGAAAAGAUUUUUGUUGAGGACAUUGGGCUACUCCAGGCAAAAUUGGAUUUUUCUUUUCUUCCUGUUUUAUGCUUUUGUUCUUUUAUCUUUCUCAAGUAAAAAAGUGGAACACUUUUCACUUUUACCUGUGCAUAAUAUAUAAAGUCCAAUUAUUUGUUGGAAGUGUGUACGGCCAAAUAAUUAUUUGAUUACAUUGGCUUAGUUUGGUAUUAUUUUUCUUCUCAAAA